AUGAUUCAGAACAUGCCUUUCAAGGAUUUCUUCACCGAAUACGGUGAGGCAAAUCUGUACGAGAUCGAAGAGGUCGUCGGAAAGGGGAGCUACGGGGUUGUAGCUGCUGCAGUCGACACCCACACGGGAGAAAAAGUAGCAAUAAAGAAAAUUAAUAAUAUUUUCGAGCAUGUGUCUGAGGCCACUCGAAUUCUGAGAGAGAUCAAGCUCCUUCGUUUGCUUCGGCAUCCGGACAUUGUCGAGAUAAAGCAUAUCAUGUUGCCCCCUUGCAGGAGAGAGUUUAAGGAUAUAUAUGUCGUGUUUGAGUUGAUGGAGACCGACCUCCACCACGUAAUCAAGACAAACGAUGAUCUAACGCCCGGCCACCAUCAAUUCUUUUUGUAUCAGCUGCUUCGUGCUUUGAAGUAUAUUCAUUCAGCAAAUGUUUUCCACAGGGACUUGAAGCCCAAAAACAUCCUUGCUAAUGCAGAUUGCAAGCUGAAGAUUUGUGAUUUUGGGCUUGCUCGUGCAUCAUUUGGUGAUGCCCCAUCUGCUGUUUUUUGGACUGAUUAUGUGGCUACCCGGUGGUAUCGUGCUCCUGAACUUUGUGGUUCCUUUUUUUCCAAAUACACCCCGGCCAUCGACAUCUGGAGCAUUGGAUGCAUAUUUGCUGAAAUGAUUAUUGGUAAACCAUUAUUUCCCGGAAAAAAUGUGGUUCAUCAAUUGGAGCUCAUAACUGAUCUUCUCGGUUCACCAUCUGCUGAAGCCAUUUCAAGGAUUCGAAAUGAAAAGGCAAGAAGAUAUUUGAGUAGCAUGAGAAAGAAACCAGCCAUACCUCUCUCACAAAGGUUCCCACAUAUCGAUCCCUUGGCUCUUCGUUUACUUGAACGUUUAAUUGCGUUUGAUCCCAAAGAUCGUCCAUCUGCCGAAGAAGCUUUGUUAGAUCCGUACUUUUAUGGGUUGGCAAAUGUAGAAGAAGAGCCAUCGACUCAGCCCAUCUCGAAAUUUGAGUUUGAGUUUGAAAGAAGAACGCUAUCGAAGGACGACGUGAGGGAAUUGAUCUACAGGGAGAUCUUGGAGUAUCAUCCCCAGAUGCUCCAGGAGUACCUCCAGGGCGUGGACCAGAUUCACUUUAUGUAUCCAAGUGGAGUCGAUCAGUUCAAACAACAAUUUUUCCGACUUGAGGGUCAACCUGGUAAAGGCGACAAACCUCCAUUGAGAAGACGAUAUGCUUCCUUGCCCAGAGAACGUAUUUGUGGGCUGAUAGAUGAGGAUCUCGACCAGGAUAGUGAGGUCAAAGGCCCAAAAGUGGUUGCUAUUCCACGAGCACGCCUUGUUAGCCCCAAGAAGCCAUUGAAUGCCAUUGAAGGAACUGAGACGGCUAAUGCUACCAUAAAAGCUAAGAAAAACGGCAGUAAGAAAUCGUGUUGCAGUGCACGAUGCUUGUUAAGAAGUGACAGCAUUAGUGCCUCCAAGUGCAUUGGCGUGGAAGGAUCAGACUACUGUUAG
This is a messenger RNA of Striga hermonthica, 1488 nucleotides long. The record is from the annotation of a GenBank genome assembly. NCBI's taxonomy places the organism in Eukaryota, Viridiplantae, Streptophyta, Magnoliopsida, Lamiales, Orobanchaceae.